AUGCCGAAUCCCCCUUCCCCGCCAUCUUCGGGGAAGAAGAGACCGCAUCCCUCCAGCGAAACCCCUCCAACCCAGUCCGACAAUACCGCAAAUAACCCCGCCACCGCAACCAAUCUCCCCUCCACCUCGCCCGCCCUGUCCACCACGACCUCGUCCUCGACGUCCUCCUCGUUCCGCAAUGUCUCGGCCUGCAACCGCUGCCGUCUGCGCAAGAAUCGCUGCGACCAGCGUUUGCCCCGGUGCCAGUCCUGCGAGAAGGCAGGGGUGCGCUGUGUCGGCUACGACCCCAUCACCAAGCGAGAGAUCCCGCGCAGUUAUGUCUAUUUCCUGGAGACCCGGGUCGCCUAUCUCGAGAAGCAGCUGGCUGAGCAUAAUAUCGAAUUCAAGAAAGCGGUAGCUUUCGACGAAGAAGAAGCGGUCAAAGUCGAAACCGAAGGCGAUUCCCACCAUGGUGAUGGCCCAGCCGGCGAGGUCUCGGCUGUGGAUAAGGCACAAGGGCGAAAUCCAAGAAUUAAAGAAGAGUCUACCGACCAAAAAGUCGACGGUGAUGCGGCCCGUGAUGGAGAUGGAGACGAAGAGAACUGGCGACUGCACAAUCUCGUGUCGAACAUCGGCAUGGUCUCGGUGCAAGGAACUUCUGAUCCUCGAUACCUGGGCUCUACAUCCGGGAUUUCGUUCGCGCGAGUUGUGUUUGCGGCCGUACGGAGCUCGCUCCCAGGCAACAUGCCGGACCGCAGCACGAUCCGCACGAGUGAACGUCUGCCCCAGGGCACUGCCGGUGCUGCCGGCGUUGGCGGGGGUGGCUCGAUGCGGGAUUCGUUUUUCGGGCUGCAAACAAGACCGAUGAUGAAAUGCGCUGCCUUCCCAGACCGAGAACUCGCCGAGAGGCUAGUUGAUCUGUAUUUCGAACACGCGAAUCCUCAGAUGCCUAUUCUCCAUCGAGGCGACUUCAUGGAGCUCUUGGAUCGGUCAUAUCAGUUAGAAGAGAAGAACCGAUCUCCCCGGGCCCUCUAUACACUCAAUAUCGUGUUUGCCAUCGGUGCGGGCAUCAUUUACGACGACAAAUCCCAAGGCUCAGAUGACGAAAAUCGCUCUAGCCGUGACCGGUCAUCAUCUACAUCGAAAAGACCGAGACUUUCAAGCCAUCAGUAUCAACCAGAGGAAUACCACGCAUCUGCGAUCAUUCACCUGGAGUCAUUUCUUGGUUCCUCGUCCAGCGAAGGCUUCGGCGGGCUAGAGGAGCUUCAAGCAGUGCUUCUCUUAGCCAGCUUUGCCUUGCUGCGGCCGGUGGCUCCCGGUCUCUGGUACAUCGUCGGAGUUGCUACGCGCUUGGCUGUGGACCUCGGACUUCACUACGAGGAUGGAGUAGGCAUCGAUUCGGGUGCGAAAGAUGGCAACCAAAACCAGUCGCGCAUCGAUGCCCGCGAACGAGGCCGACGCGAAUGGGUACGUGACCUCCGCCGUCGUCUGUGGUGGUGCGUUUACAGUUUCGACCGUCUUGUUGCGACCUGUGUUGGACGGCCGUUCGGCAUCAGCGAUCAAGCGAUUAGCACCGAGUUCCCGUCCAUGAUGGACGACAAGUUCAUCACCAAAGCUGGCCUCCUAACACCUCCCGAUGGCACCCCGACAUAUAAGCACGUCGCAUUCCAUUACUUCAAGCUUCGUCUCCUCCAAUCCGAAAUCCACGAUGUCCUCCAAUUUCAGCAGGCGCGCGCCGUACGAAGAAGAGCUUCGAGCACCACCGUCAUCCUCCCUCAUGCCGAACUUACCUCUCCUUUCCUCCAGGGCUUUGACUCCUUCCGCUCCUGGCGCCACGAUGUACAUCGUCGUCUAGUGGAAUGGCUCGAGUCCGCCCCGACACGCUCCGACACUGGCGUGCGAUUCUCUAUCGAAUUGCUUGAGCUAAAUUAUUGGCAAGCUAUUAUUCUGCUGUAUCAACAGAGUUUGACUGUGCCCGCUGAACUGGCAAGCGAGUUGACUCCGGACGACGUCUCUAGUCCGUCUUUCUCAAAUGUGGAUGAAGGCGACGAGGAGGAUCACGUUUAUCUUAACGUGGCUGAGGCUGGUCAAAAGGUGAUUCGAAUUUAUCGUCAACUUCACCGGGUACGCUUGGUCAACUACACUUAUCUUGCCACCCACCAUAUUUUUAUGGCUGGUAUUUCCUUUUUAUAUGCGAUCUGGCAUUCGCCCCUUGUGCGAAGCCGUUUGACACUCGACGAAGUUGAUUUCACUGUCCUUGCUGCGACCUCAGUUCUUGGGGACUUGUUCCAUAAGUGUCCUCCCGCAGAGGCUUGCCGAGAUGCAUUUGAGCGCAUGAGCAAGGCCACUGUUCAGAUGUGCCUGUCCACCACCGGCUUCGGGUCGCAGGUCGACAUGAGCCGCAUUCAGGCCACGACGCGUUCAGGCGGCUCUUUCCAGUCUGGGCGACUACAGCAACAGUCGAUGGAGCAGCGGCCACACCCCGGCCAGGGCCAGGCUCGGCGGAAUACGCAGACCCGCGUCACUCGGCCGCCUCCCAAAUUCGACAUGAACCUAGCGGACUUGUUCAACGACAAUACUCCGCUUGCCGACCGGUCUCGACCUGGAGGCCCAUCUUUCCCUGUUCGCUCAGAGUUCACGGAGUCAUCGGCUCCCGGCUUCGCCGCUGACCGCUCUUCUCGGCAAUUCGGUCAGCGCACCCCGUCUAUGGAGUACUAUCUCAAGUACGAGAACCCAGGGUCUCCACAGGCCCCUCCACAGUUCUUCUAUGGGGGUUCGCCUGGUUCUCCUGGUAGUGUAGCCGCCAACCCCGGCCAUGGGCCCCACGCCGUCCCACCUACUGAGCCCGACGCGCAGCAAGCAGGCAUCAGCCUCGAUUUCUUGGACUUUGGGUCCGGGGAUGCAGAGAACGCGCCCGGCAUGGACCCCGAUGUCAAUGCGGAUUACAGUUUGGCGAACAUGCCCUCUCUCGGCCAUAACUUGGGCCAGAACGUGGGGAUUGAUCUGGGUUUCGGUAUGGCAGUCGACUUCCAGCAUGACUGGAGUGAGAAUCCCAACUACGAUCUCUUGGAAGGCUAUUUCUUUGGCGGUUCGGGAGCAGGCGCUGCUGGUGGCGAUGCUUAG
This is a messenger RNA of Penicillium lagena, 3102 nucleotides long. Its product is annotated as Zn(II)2Cys6 transcription factor. Bases 1 to 3102 code for a protein of 1033 amino acids. The record is from RefSeq and is a predicted model, not a curated record. The transcript is spliced from 3 exons. Gene Ontology annotation, molecular function: DNA-binding transcription factor activity, RNA polymerase II-specific; zinc ion binding; sequence-specific DNA binding. NCBI's taxonomy places the organism in Eukaryota, Fungi, Ascomycota, Eurotiomycetes, Eurotiales, Aspergillaceae. Gene Ontology annotation, biological process: DNA-templated transcription; positive regulation of transcription by RNA polymerase II.